CGGGAUACAUCGUGGGAGAGGCAAUCAUGGCAGUGACAAUCAUGAGAGCCAUGUGUGUCUCUCACAGAGUAGUAUCUCACCAGUUUCCUGUCCACAGGGUUUGCCAGGACCUCCAGGAGAGAAGGGUGAGACAGGAGAUGUGGGCCAGAUGGGACCUCCUGGUCCCCCAGGCCCCCGAGGACCCUCUGGAGCUCCAGGUGCUGAUGGGCCACAGGGUCCUCCCGGAGGAAUUGGCAACCCUGGUGCAGUGGGAGAAAAGGGGGAGCCUGGUGAAGCUGGAGAGCCUGGUCUUCCAGGAGAAGGAGGUCCCCUGGGACCUAAAGGAGAAAGAGGGGAGAAGGGAGAGGCUGGCCCCUCUGGUGCUGCUGGACCCCCCGGACCCAAAGGCCCUCCUGGAGAUGAUGGACCCAAAGGCAGCCCUGGCCCUGUGGGCUUUCCCGGAGACCCUGGUCCCCCUGGAGAGCCAGGCCCUGCAGGUCAAGAUGGUCCACCUGGAGACAAAGGGGAUGAUGGUGAACCUGGACAGACGGGAUCCCCAGGCCCUACUGGUGAACCUGGUCCAUCUGGACCUCCAGGAAAGAGGGGUCCCCCAGGCCCUGCAGGUCCUGAAGGCAGGCAAGGGGAGAAAGGAGCCAAGGGAGAAGCCGGCUUAGAAGGCCCUCCUGGGAAGACUGGUCCUAUCGGCCCCCAAGGGGCCCCUGGGAAGCCUGGCCCCGAUGGUCUUCGUGGGAUCCCUGGCCCUGUGGGUGAGCAAGGCCUCCCAGGAUCCCCAGGCCCUGAUGGUCCACCUGGCCCCAUGGGUCCUCCAGGACUCCCUGGACUCAAAGGAGACUCUGGUCCCAAAGGUGAAAAGGGCCAUCCAGGCCUGAUUGGACUCAUUGGACCUCCAGGUGAACAGGGUGAAAAAGGUGACCGAGGACUCCCAGGCCCCCAGGGCUCAUCUGGUCCCAAAGGAGAACAGGGUAUCACUGGUCCUUCUGGCCCACUUGGGCCUCCUGGGCCCCCUGGCUUGCCGGGCCCUCCAGGUCCCAAAGGUGCUAAAGGCUCUUCGGGUCCCACUGGCCCGAAGGGCGAGGCAGGCCACCCAGGACUCCCUGGCCCACCUGGCCCUCCAGGUGAGGUCAUCCAGCCCCUGCCAAUCCAGGCAUCCAGGACUCGGCGGAACAUCGAUGCCAGCCAGCUCCUAGACGAUGGGGCUGGGGAGAGUUACUUGGACUAUGCAGAUGGGAUGGAGGAGAUCUUUGGCUCCCUCAACUCCCUGAAGCUGGAGAUUGAGCAGAUGAAACGGCCACUGGGCACACAGCAGAACCCCGCCCGUACCUGCAAGGACCUACAGCUCUGCCAUCCUGAUUUCCCAGACGGUGAAUACUGGGUCGAUCCCAACCAAGGAUGCUCCAGGGACUCCUUCAAAGUCUACUGCAAUUUCACAGCCGGAGGGUCCACAUGUGUCUUCCCUGACAAGAAGUCUGAGGGGAGUAAAAUGGCCCGCUGGCCCAAAGAGCAGCCUUCCACCUGGUAUAGUCAGUACAAACGGGGUUCCCUGCUCUCAUAUGUGGAUGCUGAAGGCAACCCUGUGGGCGUGGUACAAAUGACCUUCCUGCGGCUGCUGAGUGCCUCUGCCCACCAGAACAUCACCUACAACUGCUACCAGUCAGUGGCCUGGCAGGGGGCUGACACAGGCAGGUGUGGGUGUGCUGCUCACUCAAUGUAA
Messenger RNA from Cricetulus griseus (Chinese hamster), 1711 nucleotides. NCBI's taxonomy places the organism in Eukaryota, Metazoa, Chordata, Mammalia, Rodentia, Cricetidae. The record is from RefSeq and is a predicted model, not a curated record.